Molecule: messenger RNA, 2127 nt
Organism: Scylla paramamosain (green mud crab)
Lineage: Eukaryota; Metazoa; Arthropoda; Malacostraca; Decapoda; Portunidae
Exons: 8
Coding region: 410-937 (175 amino acids)
Source: RefSeq, a predicted model, not a curated record
CGCAGGAGGAUGCUGCUCAGUGUGGCUCUGGCCGUGGUGCUAGGAGGGUGUAUAUUCUCGCCGCUCCAGUCCCUCACCCUUCUCCUCUCCGUGUGCCUUAUAAACUAACCUUACCUGACCUUUCCUAAAUUUACUAACUAACCCAACCCUUCCUCUCCUUUUUCUUCCUCUUCCUCGUCCUCCUCUUCAUCCCGCCUUUUAUUCCUACUACCGCCAAUCUUCCCUCUUUUCUCUCUCCUAUUCUUCAUCUUCACUAGAUCUUUCCCCGAUAACUAAUCUUAGUCCUCCUCCUCCUCCUCCUCCUCCUCCUCCUCCUCCUCCUCCUCCUCCUUCUCCUCCUCCUCCUCCUCCUCCUCCUUCUUUUCCUGCGCUGGAGUAUUAAGAUCAUGCACCGCUGACUCACUCCAACAUGGGCUUUGUCAGGCUCGCGCCGCCCAGAGUGAGGGUCAAUGGAUGGUCGUGUUUUGACGCCCACCACGCAGCCCUCUCCGCCGCCACCUUCACCCUGUGCUCGUCAGCGGUGAUGGUGUUGGUGUACAUCUGGCGCCUAGUGCUAAACGCACAGGACCCCGAGCAGCUACAGGAUGUCUACUACGGUGUGCAAAUCUCGUACAUGUCCACUCUUGGCACACACCUCACUCUCAUCGCCCUCACCUCCUUCCUCUUCAUCGGCAUACGGCAGGAGCGGUGCGGCCUCAUUACGCCCUGGGUGGUAGCCAACAUUGCCUUCAAUGCGCUAGAGGCUGUGUGCUGCAUGUACUCCAACAUCCUAAGGGACCACAUCAAUAAGAGGUUCGACGCCAUGUGCAGCGCCGAGGUGUCCUUCUAUCUCUUCCGAGCAACCAUUAACAUGAUCGGGCUGUGGGCGGUGAUGAGAUUUGUCAAGAACAUACGGGCGGGGAUCACUUACAAAGACCCCGAGGCAAUUGAACUGUGAUGAUUGGGAAGCAGCCAAGGCCAAGAAGAAAACGAAGAAGAGUAUAUAUGUAGUAGGAGAUUUGUGUAGACCUGGAGGUUCUUUGUAAUUUACCUUUAAGUGUGUGAGUGUUUGUGUUUGUAGUAAGGCAAGAGUGUCAAAGUAAAAAGGUAUAUUUGAAGUGUAGGAAUGUAAAGAAAAAAAAAUGCAUCUAAAUAAUAUGGAGAGGUAUAAAGAGUUUGGAAAGGUAAGAAAAAAUAAUGGUCGUGUUCAAAAAUAAAGUGAAGGUGUAGGAAAAAAAAAAAGAGUAUUUGAAUAAUAUAAGGAAGAAUAAGUGAAGCGUUUGGAAAACUAUAUAAAAGAAACUGCGCUAAAAAAGAAAGCUUAGGUUUAGUAUAAGAAAAAUGUAUAAAAAAAAAAAAAAAAUGUGGCCAGAUAAAGUGGGCAAGUAUCAUCGCAGUGUUUGGAGAGAUGUGCAUUAUAAGUAAAGAGACUGAAAGAAAACAAAAUUGUGCCGAAUAGCAAAAUGGAGUACCACUUAAGUCCUUUCAUUUAAAUAUUGUGUCGCGUAAAGUGAAAGAUAUGUGUAAAUGGAGAGAAAAAGCAAAAAAAAAACAUGUGAUGUGUAAGUUAUACAAGGAGGAAGGAAGAAGGAAUGAAGUAAACCAUGUAACAACAGAAAAAAAAAAGAAUACAAGCCUACAGAGGUCACAAGAAGAAAACCAAAGUGGAUAUUGUCUUGAAAAGAAAAGGACUGAUUACAUGUCCUGUUAUGGUGAGCAGGAGUAAAUAAACGCGGGUAGAAUUGUAGUGAACGUGUGUUAAUUGAGAGGAUUUUUUUUUUUCAGUGCUGAUUUAGCGUUACAUCCCAUGAUGUCAAUUUCAUUUUAUUUUUAUUUAUAUAUCUUUAAGACUUAAGGAAGAGUAGGGUGAAGACGUUGUUUAUUGUUUAAGAUAAACUUUGUGUGUGUGUGUGUGUGUGUGUGUGUGUGUGUGUGUGUGUGUGUGUGUGUGUGUGUGUGUGUGCUCAGAGAUUUGCAGUUAUGAUAUUAAAAAAAAAAAAAAAUUAUCCUUACAGUGAAGAAAAAAAGUAGAGAUCACGAAUAUUAUGGUCUGUGAAGAGUGACCUGACCUGCCCUGGCUAUUUUGUAGUGUAGUCUUUUCAGUGUACGUGCAACAUUCCACCCUUAAUAACAUUUCCCCAUGUGAUU